UUUGCCACCCUACUCGCAAGCAAGCUUCCCUUCCCUUCCGUCGUCUUCCCCACUAGUCACCGUCACUUUUUUUGUUUUAAGGACUAGUCACCAUCACCGACACCCACACAUCGCUCUUUCAAUGUCCCGAUAAAUAUAACUCAGGCACUGUCUCUCUAUUUCAAGCAUUAAUUGCGGGCUCUUUCUCGUUGCUCCAUGAACCAUUUUUGCACCGUCUCUCUCUCUCUCACCCCACACGUGCAUUCUCACAUUCUUCUUUCCCUACCGUUUGAAUGACAGAAUCGGAGUCACAAAGGUGAUGGUUAUACUCGCCGAAUAGACAUCACCGGGGAAAUUGGAGAAGACAGCGAGCUCCGCUAGGGAUUUGUCUAAUGCGAGUUUGGAUUAGGAAUGGAGGCGAGAAUGAAGAAGUACAGGCAAGUGAGUCCAGAGAGGGCGAAAGUGUGGACGAAGAGGUCGCCGAAGCAGCAGAACAACCAGAAGGUGGCUGUGGUUUACUACCUCUGUAGGAAUCGCCAGCUCGAGCAUCCGCACUUCAUUGAGGUCCCAUUGUCAUCGUCUGACGGUCUUUACUUGAGAGAUGUGAUUCAGAGGCUCAAUGUUUUAAGAGGCAGAGAAAUGGCUUCCAUGUACUCUUGGUCUUCUAAGAGAAGCUACAAGAACGGAUUUGUUUGGAAUGAUCUUAGUGAAGAUGACAUUAUUCUUCCUGCGCAUGGAAAUGAGUAUGUUCUCAAAGGCUCUGAGCUCUUUGAGGAUUCCAGUUCAGAUCGUUUCAAUGCUGGAAAUAUAAAGAUUCAGAAUCUGAAACAAUCACCAGAGCCAGUAUCUUCUAGAAGUCAGGAUGAUUCCUCAUCAUCUUCAAGCCUAAAUGGGAGGGAGACUAAGCAUUCUCAGGAUGAUGAACUUUCCCUUCCCGCUCAACGUCUUGGUUCCUCUGGUGUGUCUCCAAAAUCCAGCAUUGGGAAGACUUCGUCCUUUAGUGGUUCUCUGAGCUUGACAGAAUACAAGAUUUAUAAAAGCGAGGAGUCAGCUGAUGCUGCAACACAGACCAAGGAAAAUGUAGGUAGACCCAAGCCCCGAAAAACUUGCACAAGAGGUGUUUCAACUGAUGACGGUAGGCUUGAAUCAGAAUGCAAUGAGAAUUAUCAAAAUCGGGUUCCACAUGGGAAAGGGAAUUCUGAAACCACUGGGGAUUCAGUCUCCCCUCCCCUCUCUUUCUCAAGUGCUUCUUCUUUAGCUGGGAAGACUGAAACUUUAGAAUCUUUGAUCAGAGCUGAUGCCAGUAAAAUAAACAGUUUUAGGAUUCUUGAAGAGGAAGAUAUCCGGAUGCCUACUAAUGCAAGGCUAAAGGCUCCAAAAAUGUUGAUGCAAUUGAUCUCAUGUGGGUCAAUAUCUGUGAAAGACCACAGUUUUGGCAUCAUUCCAACCUACAGGGCGAAGUUUUCCCAUUCAGAAUUUUCCUCCCCACUAUUCCCUACUUUAAUGUUUGGUGAGCUUGAUUGUCUGUCGGAGAAUCCAAGAUUCAUGGGGUUGAGGUUGGAGGAUAAAGAAUACUUCAGUGGGAGCUUGGUUGAGACAAAAAUGCUCAAGGAGGAAGGAGGUGGAGCUUAUACUCUGAAGCGUUGUUCUUCCUACAAUGCUGACAGGACUUGUAAGCAAGUAUUUCCAGUUGAUGGGACUAAAGACUCAACCUCAGGGAGUUCAAAGUGCAUCCCUCUAUCUAUGAAGGCUUCAAUAACCAAACAAGUGAAACAACCAAGGACUGAGUCGAUGAGGUCUCCUAUUUCUGAGAAACCAAGAAACUCAUCUGAAGUGGUUGAUGGAUCACAAGCUAUAUCCAGUAGCACUUAUGAUGGUGGCAGUAAAAGAAUGAUGGAGCCUGGUAAAUCAAGGAGGCAAGAUUCAUCCAGAAUGGAGGAAGAGAAAGUGAUCAAAAUUGAAGAAAGGCUUGCUUCAGGAGCUCGGGUUAUAAUCCAAUCCAAAGCACCCUACGACACUACCGUCUGCAGCUCUUAGAGUACAUUUUCGAAGCUAAGCAAUUGGUAAACCUAUCAGUUCCUUUUGGAUAAGCAAAACUACUGUUUUGAAUUUCAAAUGAGAGUGAAAUUGUUAGCGAGCCAAUGUUUUCUGUUUGUAAAUCUAUUUAGUGUAAAGAAAGGAUGAACUGAUGAAGUGGUUGUACAAGUGCAGUUGUGCUCUUACUUAGUGGAUCAUGGCCUGAGUUUUGCAGCUUUGGGGUCAGCUUUAUGGAAUAGGAUUUACUUUUCACUUUGUUAAUUGUUAAUGCCGCUAUAAAAUCUUCCUUCUGCUGUCA
Tripterygium wilfordii is the source of this 2314-nucleotide messenger RNA. Its product is annotated as protein UPSTREAM OF FLC-like. Lineage: Eukaryota; Viridiplantae; Streptophyta; Magnoliopsida; Celastrales; Celastraceae. The transcript is spliced from 7 exons. The coding region runs from base 391 to 2016 and encodes 541 amino acids. The record is from RefSeq and is a predicted model, not a curated record.